Molecule: messenger RNA, 669 nt
Organism: Gossypium raimondii (Peruvian cotton)
Lineage: Eukaryota; Viridiplantae; Streptophyta; Magnoliopsida; Malvales; Malvaceae
Product: non-specific lipid-transfer protein
Exons: 2
Coding region: 91-453 (120 amino acids)
Biological process (GO): lipid transport
Cellular component (GO): membrane
Molecular function (GO): lipid binding
Source: RefSeq, a predicted model, not a curated record
UCAAUCCUUAUCCACGCAACAAUCAGCAAUAGUACUACUACUCCAAGCGAGCAUUUUCCUUACAAGUUUGUUUUCUUGUGACUAAUUGAUAUGGCUAGCUCAAUGUCCCUUAAGCUUACAUGUGUGGUGGUGUUUUGCAUGGUGGUGGGUGCACCCCUGGCUCAAGGGGCCAUAAGUUGUGGUCAAAUCACAAGCGCCCUCGCACCCUGCAUUGCUUACUUGAAAGGGAAUGGUGCUGGUUCUGCUCCCCCAGCUUGCUGCAACGGCAUCAGAUCUCUCAACUCUGCCGCCAAAACAACACCAGACCGGCAAGCAGCUUGCAGCUGCAUCAAAAGUGCGGCCACCGGCAUUUCUGGCAUCAACUAUAGCACUGCAGCCGGACUCCCAGGCAAGUGCGGUAUCAACAUCCCUUACAAGAUCAGCCCUUCCACUGACUGCAAAAGCAUUAAGUGAAGUGUGGUCAUGGAAGUUGGGAUCAGCUAAUGGAAGGGAAAUAGUGAUGUCGACAGAAUAAAAAUGAAUGUUAAAAAUCCAUAGCGGUACUAUUCAUUGUUGGAGUUAUCCUAGUUUUAGAGUUAGUGGUAAUGUACAAGGUCGCAUAUGCGACUAUAUAAUACUAUCUUUACCUACUCUAAAUAUUAAUAUCACUCUCACUAGUUGUUUCCUCUA